Molecule: messenger RNA, 2029 nt
Organism: Drosophila virilis
Lineage: Eukaryota; Metazoa; Arthropoda; Insecta; Diptera; Drosophilidae
Gene: C901
Product: C901
Biological process (GO): anatomical structure development; cell communication
Cellular component (GO): cell surface; membrane; extracellular region
Molecular function (GO): Notch binding
Source: RefSeq, a predicted model, not a curated record
GAUUUCGGACUUACCGUUUGACCCAAUUGCGCAGGUGCCACGGGCCAAGCGGAAAGAGGUAAGAGCUGUGAGCCAAGUGUAGGCGAAUGCCAGCAACAGCUGCCGGUUUUAAAAAUUUCUCUGCGACAGCACAGACAGAGAAGGCAACAUUCAUAACGACAGAGUUGGCUAUAUACAUGGAAUAAGAGAGAAAGCGAGAAAGAGAGAGAGAGAGAGAGAGAACAUUCAGUUUCAGAUUCAGAGUCGCCUUCAAAGUCAAAGUCAGGGCUAAUUGAUUAGUCGCCGCAUGAACGCAAGUCGAGGCAGACGUCGUCAGUGAGUGCUCUUUGGAUUGGCUUCGAUUGGAUUGGCUUGGAUUGGACUCUUUAAGCUCUUUACACAGCUGAGCAAAGUUACGGAUUUACAUUUCAAUCACUUUUGUUUUUGGCAGAUAUAUAGAAAUGCCAUCAUCGCACGGAUUGGGUGCCCUGGUGCUGCUGAUGGCCACCACGAUGGGCAGCGGCGAGGCGCUGAGACGAAACUUUGAUGCCCGCCAGACGAACGUCAACUCGAACAUUCCGCUCUGGAAGCAACGCGCCUGCGAAAAGACGCAAAAGUACAAGAUGAACUCGCACUACACCUGCGACGAAAAGGGCGACGUGAAAUGCCUGCCUGGCUGGCAGGGCGAUCUCUGCCAGGUGCCCAUGUGCCGGCGGGGCUGCGAUCCCAUGAAUGGCUAUUGCCAGCGUCCCGGCGAGUGCCGCUGCCGGAUCGGCUACACCGGGGAGCAGUGCGACAAGUGCAUACCGCUGCCGGGCUGCCAGCACGGCACGUGCAACAAGCCGUUCGAGUGCAUCUGCAAGCCCGGCUGGGACGGCCUCUUCUGCACGGAACCCAGCUGCCGCAGCGGCUGCCACAGUACGCGGGGCUACUGCGAGGCGCCGGGUGAGUGUCGCUGCCGGAUCGGCUGGGCGGGCCGCAGCUGCAGCGAAUGCGCCACAAUGCCGGGCUGCCAGCACGGCACCUGCAACAAGCCGCUCGAGUGCAACUGCCAGCCGGGCUAUACGGGCCUGCUCUGCCAGACAGCGCUCUGCGCCUCCGACUGCAGCAAGCAGCAUGGCUAUUGCCGCAAGCCUGGCGAGUGUCGCUGCAAGGUGGGCUGGACGGGCGCGCAGUGCGACAAGUGCUUUCCCUAUCCCGGCUGCGUCAACGGCGACUGCGAGGCGCCCUGGGAGUGCAACUGCCGGCCCGGCUGGGGCGGCAUGCUCUGCGAUGAGAAGCUGAGCUACUGCCUCGACAAUCCGGACACCUGUGCAAAUGAUGGCAAAUGCAUCUCGCUGAGCCGCGAGGAUGGCAGCUACCGCUGCCAGUGCCGGCAGGGCUACCUGGGCAAGAACUGUGAGAUAUUGGACGAGUUUCUGCUCACCUCUGUGGCGCCACCGCGCAUUACGCCGCCGCCGCUUGAUGACAGCAGCAGCCAAUUGGAGCUGGCAACAAAGUUGCCAACACUGGGAUUAGGCGAGACCACAGCUGAACCAACAACAACGGCCAGGACAACAGCAAUGGGCGAGGGACUGGCAUUAGGACUGGGUUUGGUCGCACAGCCCGCUGCCACACGCGUUGCCAGCCACAAUGCGACUAAUGAAGCGUUAAGCGGCAUUGCAGAUGCUGACGAGGCGACAACAACGAGCCGUUCCGCGUACUCAACAACAUCCUCACCACUAACACAAGCUGAGGCUAAUGCAACAAGUGGUGCGCCAUCUCCAGCUCCAGCAGGGCCACAGCUCAGUGCACACGAGCAGCUGACGGCGGCGACGACGACGACGACAACGGCGCCCGUCAAAGCUGAUGAGGGGGACGAGGAUGAGGACGAGGAGGAUGAGGACGAGGACGAGGAUGAAGAUGAGGAGGAGGACGACGAGGAGGAUGGCGACGAUUACGAUGAUGAGGAUGAUGACAACGAUCAAAUCAUACCAAAUAUUAUUUGAGCAACGGCCUGACAAAUUGUCCGGCAUUUGUUUUUUGUUUUUUUCUUCGCCUUCUUUUUUUU